AUGCAGCAGCAGCAGCAGCAGCAGCAGCAGCAGCAAAAGCAGCAGCAACUCGAACACCAGAAGCAGCAGCAAAUACGGCAGAAGCAGCAGAAUCAGCAGCAGCAACAGCAGCGGCAACAGCAACAGCAGCAGCAACAGCAACAACAGCAGCAGCAGCAACAACAGCCACAGCAGCAGCAGCAGCAGCAGCAGCAGCAGCAGCAGGAGCAGCAGCAGGAGCAGCAGCAGCAGCCUCACCUUGAGGGGCACUCCUCUUGCUGCUCGAGCUCGCAUUGCAUCUGCAGCAGCAGAUACAAAACCAACAAUAAAUAA
Molecule: messenger RNA, 312 nt
Organism: Eimeria mitis
Lineage: Eukaryota; Apicomplexa; Conoidasida; Eucoccidiorida; Eimeriidae
Exons: 1
Coding region: 1-312 (103 amino acids)
Source: RefSeq, a predicted model, not a curated record